Messenger RNA from Limulus polyphemus (Atlantic horseshoe crab), 1372 nucleotides. Its product is annotated as carbohydrate sulfotransferase 11-like. The record is from RefSeq and is a predicted model, not a curated record. Lineage: Eukaryota; Metazoa; Arthropoda; Merostomata; Xiphosura; Limulidae. Gene Ontology annotation, cellular component: membrane. Gene Ontology annotation, biological process: carbohydrate biosynthetic process. The transcript has 3 exons. Gene Ontology annotation, molecular function: sulfotransferase activity. Bases 213 to 1244 code for a protein of 343 amino acids.
UAGAUAUCAAAAAUGAUCCAGUUUGUUCUCGUACACCUGUAUCAGUUAAUAAUAGAAACAACACACCUGUGAGCUCGACAAAUGCCAGUUGUGAAGUAUAUGGUCAAGGCUUGUGAGGAAGCGAUAAAGCCAUGAACAUUAGGAGCAAUGUUGUGGUUUGUAAGGAAUAAACUAACAAAAAAACGAUUGAAAAUAAUUUACAAAGUGAAAAAAUGCAACAACCGAGACGUAAGUUGUUUCUUCUGCUGUUGGUUUGCGUUGUGUUUGUUCUGUGGAAGAAUGCAGCAUUUAAAAAGAAAGAAAUUUCUUCUACAUCUUAUGAGAAGAGCUGGUUGGUCAAGUUUCGAGAAAAUCUGAGAAAUCAAGACAGACAGCCUGAAAUAUAUCGUAGAGUGAAGCGAAUGACAGAAAUCUGUGAAAAAUACAACAUGAAAGGAAAAUUUUCUUCUUACAAAGAAAUUAUUCGUGGUGAAUUUCGCUACGUCGCCCUCAGGAUAAGUAACGAACCUUUGCUGAAACUUCGAAGCAACCGGGACUACAAGAUGGCAACGUGUGUUAACCUCAAGUCUGGAAGCAGUAGUGCUUUAGGCUUUUUAUUCAUAGUUCCAAAUAAUCGACAUAAAUAUCCUCAUGGUGAUGUACACUUAAGAAGUAGAACACCCUAUAUUUGCCUCAGUUUUGAAGAAUAUAAAAAUGGCUCAUUUCCUGGCUUCUUGCUUUACAUGUUUGUACGUCAUCCUUUUACACGACUAGUGUCUUUCUAUCGCGAUCACAUUCUUUAUCAUUACAAACUGAACAACACCGAAAGAACACCAAACCUGCCAGAUGUUCACAGUGAACUGACGCUUCCUAUGAAAUAUUUAGAAGGAAAACCAAUUACCUUUCGAGAUUUUAUACAGGCUGUGCUUCAUGCUGAUUUUCACAAUCCAAAGACAUUUGACUACCAUUGGUUACCAAUAUGGAUGACGUGUGCACCUUGCCAUAUUCAGUACAACUUUAUAGGAAAAGUGGAAACUAUGUCUGACGAUUUGAUAUACCUAAGUUCACUCACAGGUCUCACGGCAGAGCUGGCAGAACGACCUGAGGUUAUGUGGUUACAUCAAAGUGGAAGAAAUAAUGUCAGUUCUUCAGCACUAACACGUCAGUUUUUCUCAAGUAUUCCAAAGCACGAGAUUGACCAACUGUAUGAGAAAUACAAAUUAGAUUUUGAACUGUUUGAUUACUCGUUAAAUGAAGUAUUAUGAAUAAAAUAGUAAGUAAUAUAUAUGUAUAAUAGUGAUUCACAGGGGGCAGAUUCAGUAGGGCAGAAAAAUGAAAAUGCGAAUUUUGAUGGAAAAAAAUGUGAGUACUAGUAAACUGUCUUACUAUACAU